AUGGAUAGCGCCAAUAGUUCACCCAUGAAGAAAUUCAUCGUCGGUGGGAAGUAUAAACUCAUACGUAAGCUAGGAAGUGGUUCGUUCGGAGACGUUUAUCAUGGCAUCGACAUCACAAAUGGAGAAGGUGUUGCUGUAAAAUUGUCAAGAAAAGCAAAGCGUUAUCAAUUACUCUACGAAAAGAAAUUAUAUGAAAUUAUUCGAGGAGCUGCCGGUAUACCACGUGUUCGAUGGUAUGGACAAGAAAGUGAUUAUAACGCUCUAGUCAUGGACAUUCUUGGGCCAAGUUUAGAAGAUCUUUUUACAUUCUGUUCACACCGUUUUACUAUGAAAACAGUGUUAAUGCUGGCUGAUCAGAUGAUUGAACGAAUUGAAUAUGUUCACAACAAGAAUUUAAUUCAUCGAGACAUUAAACCAAAUAACUUUCUUAUGGGAAUCGGAAGACAUCGCAUUAUGCUAUAUCUCAUAGACUUUGGUUUAGCAAAACAAUAUAUUCGCAGAAGAAAACAUAUACCUUAUCGUGAGAAUAGAAAAUUGACUGGUACUAUCAGAUAUAUCAGCAUUAAUACCCAUUUGGGUAUCGAACAAAGUCGUAGGGACGAUAUGGAGUCGAUUGGAUAUGUCUUAAUGUACUUUAAUCGCGGAAGUCUACCGUGGCAAGGUUUGGAAGUAGCAACCGAAACAGAGAGAUACGAAAAAAUACGUGAACUAAAAAUGUCGAUACCAGUAGAAGUUCUUUGUAAUGGAUUUCCGGCCGAAUUUGCGACGUACUUGAAUUACUGUCGACGUCUCCGCUUUGAUGAAACUCCAGAUUAUACUUACCUGAGGCAAUUAUUUAGCAAUUUAUUUCGCACACUGAAUUAUGAAUACGACUACGUAUUCGAUUGGGACAAUGUUAAUUUAAUUAAUUUAAUUAAGCAAAAACCGAAGGCCGACCAGUCGGCAGUAGCAAAUUGA
Molecule: messenger RNA, 957 nt
Organism: Centruroides sculpturatus (bark scorpion)
Lineage: Eukaryota; Metazoa; Arthropoda; Arachnida; Scorpiones; Buthidae
Product: casein kinase I-like
Exons: 1
Coding region: 1-957 (318 amino acids)
Biological process (GO): signal transduction; peptidyl-serine phosphorylation; negative regulation of canonical Wnt signaling pathway
Cellular component (GO): nucleus; cytoplasm
Molecular function (GO): protein serine/threonine kinase activity; ATP binding
Source: RefSeq, a predicted model, not a curated record